Molecule: messenger RNA, 4331 nt
Organism: Durio zibethinus
Lineage: Eukaryota; Viridiplantae; Streptophyta; Magnoliopsida; Malvales; Malvaceae
Product: histidine kinase 1-like
Biological process (GO): phosphorylation; phosphorelay signal transduction system
Molecular function (GO): phosphorelay sensor kinase activity
Source: RefSeq, a predicted model, not a curated record
CUAUUCUGCUCUAGUCAGUAGAAGAAUAUUGAAGCUGACUUGAAAUUUUCAGUAUUUUUGACAGUACGGAAAGAAAGUUCCAUCAACUUUCUGCAUAAAAUUUUGACACAUUAAUAAUAGAACAAAUCUAAAACAAAGACGAGUUGAAAAAGAUAGAAAAAGUGGCAAAGAUGUUGUGGAUGAGGAAUAAAACACCACAAACAAACCUCCACUUCUGAAAAUUACAAGUGGUCGUGCAUUGCCUUAGAAGAGUGGGAACUGACACAAGAAGCAGUAUGUUAAAAAUGACCCACUUAAGAAUAAACAUUCAUAUAUUCUCUUUUUCUACUUCUUAAGUACACAUGCAAAUAUAUACAUAUGCACAUAAGAUCUUGUUGAAUGUGCACGCACUGUACAUCAUGGUUUCAAAAAUGGCAGAAAAAUCAUUUGAAACUCCUCCUAGAAGUUCUGAAAGUUCACCAAUUCUAGCCUCUCCUUUGGGUACUCCUUUGAGAAAGGUAUUCAAUAGAAUUUCAGGUUUUGCUUCAACUUGGGGUGGGAAAACAGCCUCCCCAGGUCGUAGGAUUUUCCAUAGGGAUGUGGAACAGGAAGAGUUCCAGUAUGCAAGUGCUCAUUGUCUCUCAUCAUACUAUAGUGUUUUUGUAGCUCGCCUUGCCAUCAUGGUCAUGCUUGCUAUUUUGAUUGGGCUGCUAACAAUUCUAACAUGGCAUUUUACAAGGAUGUAUACAACAAAAUCACUAAACACCUUAGCUUUUGGUCUUCGUUAUGAACUUCUUCAGUGGCCUAUCUUACGGAUGUGGAACGUCUUAAAUUCUACCUCAGAAAUAACAACUGCCCAGGUCAAGUUGUCAGAAUAUGUAAUCAGGCGGUACAGCAAGGCUACCACUCAGGCAGAGCAAGUUGAGCUGUAUCAAAUGAUGAAAGACAUAACAUGGGCACUAUUUGCCAGUCGUAAAGCUCUUAAUGCCAUAACCAUAAAUUACAAAAAUGGAUUUGUCCAGGCAUUCCAUAGAGACCACAGGAGUGACAACACAUUUUAUAUCUACUCUGAUCUUGCAAAUUAUUCAAUCAGUGGCAGUGGCAGUGAGUCUUAUGGCAACAAAAUGCUUUCAUCGCGACAAGGGUGGAAUGACCAAUUCAUUCGCGGUAAUGUUUCUGCAAUAUGGUACCGUGAACCACUUGAUCCUGUCACUGGGGAGAAGACAGGAAAGGCACUGCCAGUUCCACCAGAUGAUCUUAUCUAUAUAGCAGGCCCUUCUCAAGUGCCUGAUGGGGUGGCUUCAUGGCAUGUUGCAGUCAGUAAGUAUACAGAUUCACCGUUGCUUUCUGCAGCACUGCCAGUAUGGGACGCUUCGAAUACUAGUAUUGUAGCUGUUGUAGGUGUCACCACUGCACUUUAUAGCGUAGGCCAGUUGAUGAAAGAACUGGUUGAAGUGCAUAGUGGAUACAUAUAUUUGACCUCACAAGAGGGUUACUUACUGGCUACAUCCACAAAUGCUCCUCUUUUAAAAAAUACAACAAAGGGGCCCCAGCUUAUGAUGGCUGUUGAUUCAGAGGAUCAUGUGAUACGAAUGGGAGCUCAGUGGUUGCAGAAAGCCUAUGGUAACAAGUUUCCUCCUGGUCAUGUGGUUCAUGUGGAGACGGCCAAUCUUGGCGGCCAGCAUUAUUACAUUGACUCAUUUUUUCUGAACCUAAAACGAUUACCUAUGGUUGGAGUAAUCAUCAUUCCAAGGAAGUAUAUAAUGGGGAAGGUCGACGAAAGAUCCUUGAAAACAUUGGUCAUAUUAAUAUCUGCAUCUGUAUGUAUCCUAGUAAUUGGAUGUGUCUGUAUUUUGAUACUGACAAAUGGAGUAUCAAAGGAAAUGAAGCUCAGAGCAGAGUUGAUAAGUCAUCUUAAUGCAAGAAGAAGAGCUGAAGCAUCAAGCAACUAUAAAAGCCAGUUCCUUGCAAAUAUGAGUCAUGAACUAAGGACGCCUAUGGCUGCUGUUAUUGGAUUGUUGGACAUUCUUAUCUGCGAUGACUGUCUUACAAAUGAACAGUAUGCAAUGGUUACCCAGAUCCGUAAAUGCUCCACAGCUCUACUUCGGCUUCUCAACAACAUAUUGGAUCUGAGCAAGGUUGAAUCUGGAAAACUGGUGUUAGAAGAAGCUGAGUUUGACUUGGGACGGGAACUUGAAGGACUCGUCGAUACGUUCUCAGUACAGUGCAUUAACCACAAUGUGGAGACUGUUCUGGAUCUCUCUGAUGAUAUUCCAAAAUUAGUUAGAGGAGACUCUGCCAGAGUUGUUCAAGUUUUUGCAAAUCUAAUAAGCAAUUCCAUCAAGUUCACAACAUCGGGUCAUAUCAUCCUGCGUGGAUGGUGUGAAAAUCCCAAUGUGUCUAGUAAUUAUGGGAAGUUUUCUCCCGAUCAGAAGAAACCACUGUCUGCACUAAAGACCAAGUUGAAGCAACAUGGAAACCAUAUGAAGAAGGCCAGCAAGAGAGACAACAAAAUGAUUCUUUGGUUUGAAGUUGAUGACACCGGUUGUGGAAUUGAUCCAAGCAAAUGGGAAUCUGUGUUUGAGAGCUUUGAGCAAGCUGAUCCUUCAACAACUCGGACGCAUGGUGGCACAGGUCUUGGACUAUGCAUUGUGAGAACCUUGGUUAACAAGAUGGGUGGAGAAAUCAAGGUUGUAAAAAAGAAUGGUCCUGGAACUCUAAUGAGACUAUUCUUGCUCCUCAGUACUCCUGCAGAUGGCACAGAACAACAUGAUCAAAUGGAUUUUGCAAAGUACAGUGUAGCGGUGAUCCUUGCCCUACACGGCAGCAUGGCUAGAUUUAUUAUGUCCAAGUGGCUGUCUAGAAAUGGAGUACCCACUUUGGAAGCAUCCGAGUGGAAUGAACUGACACAAAUCCUUCAUGAACUUUUUCAUGCCAGGACUGGUAAUUGUGGUUUUGACACUCAUUAUUCACUAGGUGAACCUCUGAGAUCUAAAGUACACAGCCUACAAGACAUGAGGAACCCAGUUUACAUCAUAGUUGUUGAUCUGGAGCUGCUUGACUUGAGCACCGAUAUAUGGAAAGAACAGCUUACUUUUCUCGACAAAUUCUCUGGCCAAGUGAAUUUUGCAUGGAUACUGAAUCAUGAUACUUCCAAUGCAAUAAAGAUGGAGCUUCGCAGGAAAGGACAUAUAUUGAUGGUUAAUAAACCAUUGUACAAGGCAAAAAUGAUUCAUAUUUUGGAAGCUGUCAUAAAGGAGAGAUAUGUUGAACUUCAAAAUACAAGUCCAAAUGGAACAAAAGGUAGAGCAAAAGAAGGUGAUUCUCAUGAAUGUCUCGAAAUUGAUUCAACUCAUUUUGAGACUUGCAGCUCUGAUGGUUCUGAUACUUCUAUGAGUUCUGUGCACACUGGAGAACAACCAAGAGAAAGAACCAUAAAAUCUAAUCCAUCAAACUGCCAGACAGUUAAGAACUGCCUAGUUGAAUUCACCCAUUUAGGUUCAGAAGCGAACAAUCCGAGGGCAGAAGAGGACCAAUGUAAUGCCAAAGAUAGAGAUAAUUUAUAUACAAGUAAGGCAGCAAAUGGACAGAAAUCUCUUGAAGGCCUACGGAUACUGCUUGCAGAAGAUACACCUGUUCUCCAAAGAGUAGCAACCAUAAUGCUGGAAAAAAUGGGAGCCACAGUAAUUGCUGUUGGGGAUGGGCUGCAGGCUGUAGACGCCCUGAGCUGCAUGCUUUGCGGAGAAGAGCAUAGAAGGGAGUCCUCAUUGCAAGGAUUGCAGACAGAAAUUUGUGAUUCUCCUCCAUAUGAUUUGAUUUUAAUGGAUUGUCAAAUGCCAAAGAUGGAUGGAUAUGAAGCAACAAAAGCAAUCAGGAAAUCAGAAGCAGGGACCGAUUGGCACAUUCCCAUUGUUGCCUUGACAGCCCAUGCAAUGUCAUCAGAUGAAGCAAAAUGCUUGGAGGUGGGCAUGGAUGCUUAUCUAACAAAGCCAAUUGACUACAACUUGAUGGUGUCCACCAUUCUUUCACUCACUAAAAGAUCAGCCUAAAGUUUCCUGCUGAGCAAAGUUGCUAACCAAAGAAAAAUGUUUUAGGCGGCUUCAAAGGUAAAGAUGGAUGCUAGUUUUUUGGAGAAAAAAAAAAAAGAGUUUAACAUGUCCAUUGUACGUAGGAGUAUAAGCAAUUUUCCUGUCUUAGAAAGUGCUUUUAUCUACAUAUGAAUAAUUUCAUGCUUGGGUUGUUUUUUUAGUUAAUGUAACAGGACAAUAUGUAAACAGCCAAAGCCAAGUAUUAAUCUAUCUAUAUCUAUGUUUAUAUAUGUAUAGCCAUGCAUCCAUCUUUAAAAAUAACAU